CACCUAGCCCUUGUAUCAUGAUCUUCAUGCGAUGUAUUUUUGACAGAACCGCUUCUGUUUCUUGAGCAAUUCCUUCCAAUGGCAAAUCCUUACAGAUCAAGGCAGGGUCUUAGCGCUAGACCUGUGUCUAAUUCCGAUGAAAUCCAGUUGAGGAUCGACCCAAUUCAUGCUGAUUUAGAUGAAGAGAUUUCGGGCCUGCACAAACAAGUUACACAACUCAAACACGUGGCUCAAGAGAUUGAAACUGAAACCCGAAUUCAGAAUGAACUUGUCUCUGAUUUGCAAAUGCUAAUGAGUAGAGCUCAGGCAGGAGUAAAAAAUGGGAUGACAAAGUUGAACCGAACUGUUGCUCAGCAGAGAUCGAAUCAUAUUCUUCAAGUGAUAAUCUUCGGUCUCGCGUGUUUCACUAUUGUCUACUUAUGGUCAAAGCACUUCAAGAGAUGAAAACGAGUUAGUGUUGCCAAGUAGCGACUAUGAAGCGACCUUGUGUCCCCGAAUGCAGAUUUGGUAGCUUUUCACCGACUUUCAGAAAUUCUGGCAAUUGGAGUUUUCUUCUGUAGCUGCUAACCGUAAUGGAAUGGUUUAUCCAUAAACCAUUUGUUGUGUAGAUGCGGUUAUUAAAGCUUGUCUACUUGCGCGCUAUAUAUUUAAGAUUUGUUCUAGUAUUGGGCACUGUUACUAAUUUAAGCCAUUUAAACUGUUGUUGGACAAGAAAACAAAACACCAAAAACAGCUGCUCAAGAAUUAUUUUUUUAAUUUU
This is a messenger RNA of Hibiscus syriacus, 760 nucleotides long. RefSeq names its product bet1-like protein At1g29060. Bases 79 to 444 code for a protein of 121 amino acids. The record is from RefSeq and is a predicted model, not a curated record. NCBI's taxonomy places the organism in Eukaryota, Viridiplantae, Streptophyta, Magnoliopsida, Malvales, Malvaceae. The transcript has 4 exons.